AACCCAAAAUGGGACACCAUCACAUGCUUAGUUUGACUUUCAUUUGUUCCAUGCAACAUUUUCAUUAGAACAUACUGUACAGUGUUGUGUGCUUUUCUUUAGCGGGGUGUCGGGGACGUGUUCAAGGGGGCUGCCGUCUGCAGCCUCAAGCAUCGCGAUGUUUGGUAGAGUUGCAAGAAGCUUUUAUGGCUUGCACGCCUGUGAGAGGCGGAGAACCCCGAGAUGCUCAUGACAUCACAGAGAGAUGCUCCUUGAAAUACUUUUUACUGUCGUGACGUGAAGACUUGAGCAGACACGAUGGUGCUGAGUGCGCUGACCCACUUAAAUUGCAAGGUGAAUGUUGAUGACACCAUUGAAAUGUUACCAAAAUCAAGGCGAGCUUUGACCAUUCAAGAGAUUGCGGCAUUGGCACGAUCCUCCCUGCAUGGUAUUUCCCAGGUUGUGAAGGAUCAUGUGACAAAGCCCACAGCCAUGGCACAGGGCAGAGUCGCCCACCUCAUCGAGUGGAAGGGAUGGUGUAAGCCAAUGGAAACACCUGCGGCCCUGGAAUCGGACUUUAAUUCGUAUUCCGAUCUCACCGAGGGAGAGCAGGAGGCGCGCUUUGCUGCUGGUGUUGCAGAACAGUUCGCCAUUGCUGAGGCUAAACUGAGGGCCUGGUCGUCAAUAGAUGGUGACGAUUCCAAUGAUGACUCAUACGAUGAAGAUUUUCUGCCUGCCAACGAGCCUGCUACACAAAGUACAGAUGUGCCAUCAUAUCCGCCCUACUUAAAGGACUUGAUCCACAACCAGCUUUGUCAACACCUGGGCCUGCGUGGGGCGUGCAGCGAGGGAGGGGGCAGCGGGGAGCCGUCUCCCACGGCGGGCUCACCGGACACUCUCCGCUCCAGCCUGUGCAGCCUUGAUGAACACCACCCGCUUCUGCGCGACCUGAGCGUCCACCGCGGAGCCCACGGCAACGCCGCCGAGCUAGCCGCUAAAAUUCUGUCUGCGCUGCAGGGAGGAGAGGAGCUUCUUCUCGCCCGGCUUCAGAGGGUGGGGCGGACGGGGCCCGGCGGGAGGGACUGCGCUUUCCACAGCCUCGGGGGGGGCGGGCACGGCAUCGGACCUCGUGGCGGUCAAGAGUCUCCUGCGUAUUCCGUGUCUUACUCAGAGACAUAUCUGUCCCCUGGGGAGGAUGACGACACCCCCUGCAAAGACUACGAGGCAACCUUGUGCCAGGCGGAGGCCAACGGGGAGGAGUUCCCCCCGGAUUACGAGCCCCGCAGGAGGAUGUCUGACGUGGCCUCCUCAGGAGUCGUUUCGCUUGAUGAGGACGAGGAGGAUGAAGAAACACUUCAGGCGGAGUCAAACCAAUGACUCCUUCACCUCAGUGUCCCGCCUCCCCCCUGCUCUUUGAGGUUCCUUUUUUACGCCUUCUCUCAUGACACCGUUUGAUCCAUAAACUCCUCUUUUUCAUCCGUCUUUGCCUUACUCGGAAUUCCAUUUGAUGUCCCUUAAAGUCAUUCCACGUGUCUUCUGGUUUUUUUUUUCUUUUGUUGCAAGCGUCCAAACAAUCUUUUUUUCCGUGCGUGAGAAGUCGCAUUCUGGACUUGCUACAGUAGCCAUCGCUCAAUUGAAGCUGUGGGUUCGAUACUCGCGCCAUUGCCUGCGCUGAAAACUGCAAAAAGAGAACACAGACAGAAUGACUGAGUUCACCCAAUUUUUUUUUUUUGCAUGUCUUUUGCAAAUGCUGAAAUUAAUGGUUCGAUCUGAGCAAGGUGUGUAAUCUCAUGACCCACCCUAACCCUGGCUCCCCACCCAUAGAUGACCCUAACCCGCCCACUCCCACCUUUGCAAGAGACAAACGAGAGCAUCCUUUUGGCAUGGCUUGCUGAGUAUGCCAAUCUACUUAUUCCUGUCACUACCAAUUAUGAGCAAAUGCUGGAAUGUUUUUACAGUGACAGGACAUAUUAUGAAUUCUAAAAGAAAUAUGAAAAAAAGAUUUGUCUCAAAUAAGAGAGAAAUGAAAUGCUUUUUAUUGUACUAGUUUUCUAUCAGUCAUCAGUUCAUUAUAUCAAAUGUCCUUAUGAUUGAUGGAAUGGAAUUCUGUGGAUUCCUGCAUGGAGGACACAACAACUUUUCUGAUGUCUUAUAAAUACACACAUACGCGCACACACACUGAGCAGCAGUGGCAACAACAAAUACAAAGAGAAUGUUACUUAAGUGACUGCUGGUUGGAAGUGAAGUAGGCUGGCUGAAAACGACAGAAAAGUCUUUUUUCUGUGAAGGCAUGACUUGCUUUGGAGAUUUUUCUAUAUUUUUGUAUACAUUGUCUUGCUUUGAUCUCUAUGCCUAUGCGGCGUGCCAGUGUAUGUGGUUUCUUGCACGAAGCUAUAAUGUGGCUGUACAUUUCUCAUUUCUUUGUUAUCACUGUGUGAUAUCGUCUAUACUGGGUAAAAAAACAAAUGUGAAUAUUUUCAAUUUCAAGAGGAUGCUGAGUCUUUUACCGUUAUCGCCAUUUGUCAUAACGUUACUUUCCAAACAUCUUGAAAUCUGUCCUUUCUUUAAUGACUUCAGAAAAGCUUGGACUUUUUGAUCGAUUCUUUUUGCAUCUUUCUGUGAUUCAUGUGGGAGAUCUGUUCAAGUCCCCCCUGAAGGACUCUCAUUCAUACAACUCAGGAAGUCCCAUCAGACCACAGCAUCAGUGCAUCCCACCAGCAUGCAUCAACGCCACACUCACUUCUCUCCAUUGACUUGUGUGCGCUCGCAGCGUAUCUGUGUUUAUUGGAAAGCCUUGUAUGCUUAGUUUUUAAUUUUGUGAUUAGAAUUAUUUAUAAAUAAUUAAAGCACACACAGAUUUGGAUCCCUUAGCCCCUUUUCAGUUGUUUAGGAAAGCCUCAAUGUGUGAGUGUUUACGUGUGUAAGAAUGUGAAGUAUUGAAAGAUGUCAGCAAGUUCUUCAAGCUUGCACUGUUGAAUCCAAUGAUUCCCUUUAAACAAUGUCUGGCAAUGGAUGUGGAACCUUUACUGGUGCUGGAGAUUAUAAAAUAUUAAGUUUGAAUUAAGUAAAUUAUGUAUAAUGACUGAAUGGUAUAGUACAGGUGGUUCACGUUGCCACAUCUGUGGAUUGAUAGUAAGAGACAGCAACAACUCAGGGGGAAACACUGAAGCUGUGCCUUUCAUUCCUCACCUUUGACCUCCCAAGUUGCACCCUCAUCAUCACUGUCACCCCAGAGAUCCCCAGAAACACCACUUUGCCCUUUUAUUACAGUGCGCCAAAGUAGAAGAAAACAAGGUCAGCUGCCUUGGGAGUUCAGAUUUCCUGUUGGAUCUCGUGCUGCUGUUGGACAGCUGGGCAGCGUUUUGACGUCAUCGCCCUUUUCCAUGACAUUAAAAGUCGGCUGACGCGAGCGAGGCCAGGCUGCGCUUUUGCCCGGACAUGAACGUAACCGCACUGCUGGGCCAUCAUCCUUCUAGCUCUAUUUGUCAACCGUCCAUCACAUCCUUGUCUGUGUGUGUGUAUGUGUGUGACAUUCAGUAUACUGCAUUUUCUGUCUCAUUUGUCUCAUUUAUUAUACAUUAAAAGACUGUCGUGUAUGCUUGACAACUAUUUGUCCUUACAAUGAUAAAAUCAGGAGAACUUUCCCCGACACACACACACACACACGCACACAUGCACACACACAACCACACGGCCAGCUUGACGCCCUCUCUGCUGUCUCUCCCCUGUCAUUUCCUUCUGCCCCACCAUAUCUUUUCCUCCCACACUCCUUGUCUCCGUCCUUUCAUCUUGACUGCCACUUGUUCUUUUCCUCAUCCUCCUCUUCUCCUCCUUCUCCGUCUAGGCCCACAUGAGGCUCAUUGUGGACUUCUAAAUGCUACCUUUGCUGACAGGCAAUUAGCCCGCCAUUUUAAAACCACCUGAUAAAAAAAACUGUAUCUCGGUUUCUCAUGGUUGUCAGUGUGUAUUCCCUUUGUCUUUUUCCUCUUCCUAUUCAAGCAAUUUGUGGGAAAAGUGAUGUUGGGCAUUGAUGUUCCAGAGACAGUCAGAUACAUUACUUUCUUCGAGGGCCCUUCAACCCUGAAAUCCCAGUCCACUGUAGAAACUGAAUGUACAAAAUGAAUAGAGAGGUCCUGAUCCGUGCACAUGGCGGAGCCAUGGAACAGAGACAGAGAAGUUAUUGAAAUCCGAUUGAAUGUACUGUGACAUCUUCAUCCUCUCAGUACAUCACACCUACAACGCCCUCGGAAAUCUCAGCCUCCCCUUUUUUGAAACCACUUUAAUUAUUUGCCUCCUAUUUUGGCUGAAUGUAAUUAAAUAUGAAUAUUGCCACCUUGGAUUUGAUAAUAAUAAUCUUGUUUGCUGCAUCUGACAUAAGUUAAUAAAAGUAUCGUUAUUGUUCUUUGCAAAGAA
Syngnathus acus (greater pipefish) is the source of this 4392-nucleotide messenger RNA. RefSeq lists its product as uncharacterized. The record is from RefSeq and is a predicted model, not a curated record. The transcript has 5 exons. The coding region runs from base 298 to 1356 and encodes 352 amino acids. Lineage: Eukaryota; Metazoa; Chordata; Actinopteri; Syngnathiformes; Syngnathidae.